This is a messenger RNA of Porites lobata, 7597 nucleotides long. NCBI's taxonomy places the organism in Eukaryota, Metazoa, Cnidaria, Anthozoa, Scleractinia, Poritidae. The record is from the annotation of a GenBank genome assembly.
AUGGAUCAUGUGGUAAAGAUCCUCUGGACACUGGCUGUCUACAGCGCAAGUUUACAAGACAUGUCUGUUCACGGAAUGGUGGACUUUUCUAGCCCUUGGGAUACUCGCGUCAGCUCUACGUUGGACUUCCUUCAAAGGGAUCCUUGUUGGGGUCUUUCAAGAGGGCCCAAGUGCAAUCGUUCCAUUUUCAGCAAUCUCAAUACCAGGAACAUUAUGCUUUACACUGCUGAAACGCAAAGAAAACUUCGCGUCAUUCUACCGGAGAGAAAAGAGCGUCGCCUCACUUCCGACUCAAAAAACAACUCUUAUGACGCUGUUUUUGUGCUAGAUCCCUUCCCCGACGCAAACUUGGGCCACACCGUUUUUAUUUUUCUCCUCAACUUCAACGUGAGUCGAACUGUCUGCAAUAAAAGCAUGAACGGUUUGCACGUAUUUACUGGUAAGUGUAGGUUUUUCACUAAUCUUGGAUACGCACUUGAUUACAUUUAUCUCUUGCUCCGAUCUAUAUGCGAUACAAUAUAUGCGUGACCUGGUGUAGGCAUUCCAGCCCCAAUAUCGUUCCGGAAUUACUUUUAUUCAGAAGAGUUUUUAAUCUUUCUCUUUCUCUCUCCCUCAGUUAAGUAUCUCGUUAGACUCGGAGAGUGGGUUGAAUGGAAAACUCAAAAACUGAUACAUCUGUGAAACUGAACCAUAAACUGAAGUGGAAAGUGAUAUUGUACUUCAACUUGCAGUGAUAUUUUAAAAGCCGCAUAAGUUUAUUUAGUGUAGAAAAAUUUGAUAAAUAGUUUAAAACUCGCGGUCUGAUAUUCCAAGUACAUUCUCUUAAUAUAGGCUUGAGACAUGCUAUUUUUCAUGUAAAUUGAUUCUUCACUCGACUUCUAAACUGAAACGAUGAAAUCCUACUACAGUAUACCAUUCUCUUAGCUCUUUAACUCCAGGGGAUGCGAAAUACGUUUAUAAAAAAAUAAAACAAAUUUAGUGUAGUAAAAUAUUGAAAAGCAGGUUAUCGUUCAAAAGUUCUGCUGGAGAGGUUUCAUUUGAAAUGGUCACACUAUUUUGUCCACAGCCUAAAAAGUUAGAAUAACUCUACAUGUUGUUCCAUAAUAUGACUCUGAGUUAAAAGUUUCAUCAGUAGUCCUGCUACGUUUCCAGUGUAUUUCGCAGAAAGCGAGUAAAUUGAUCAAUUGGCAACUCUAAGCAGUGAAUGUCGUGUAUAUCGGUGUGCUUAGUAUAUUUUUUUCUCUACAGGCCGUGACGAGUGUAUCAGAAGAGCAGAAAGGCGCCACUGUAGAAACCGUUCGCCAAGGAAAAUCAAUUGCGAGGUAAACUUCCUGCCGCUGGUUUAUGAAAAGGGUGACCAAUUACAUAAACAGCGUUUAGACUGCCGCCCUCAGCUCGACACUCUCACGUUUGCAAACUGCAGAGCACGGGAGUCCUUCCGACAUCCUUGCAACCCCAAUUCCGCGCGAUGUUUAUCCCCGACUCCUCCUUCGAGGUGCACGCACAAACGCUGUAAUCAUGCUGUGUUGGUAACUGGAGGCUGGAGCCGCGACACGAGCCGUCCACGGUACCGAAACAACCUGCGCAAUGUUUGGAAAUUACUGCAUCACACCAUGGGUUACAAAAAGGAAUUCAUCGUAACCUUUUUCGGGCAGGGCCGCAAAGAAGAUCGUAAGUAACAAGAUUCUCUUUUCUGUUUGUCUUUGUCAUUUAUUUUGCGAAAGAAAAUUACUCGGGCGGCAUGCCUAAUUUGGAGAACAGGCUGAAGCUUUUAAUUCACUUUGCAGUCGGUGAAACUUCGUCAAAGUCAUUAAUAAGUGCAGCUACAAUCCUUUUAUUGUCAAAGAUUUUUCGCUUGUUCGCCGUUCUUAAUGACAUUUGCUAUUUCUUAAAGAUAACCGAACUUUUCCAUAUCCCAUAUGUAAUUCUUAGGGACAGCUUCACCGGUAGAAUGAUUUGUUGCGUUGGUCAUGAGUUAUUUUUCUCCUCUUUCAUGCAGCAUGCACCUAUAUGCGGUUUCGCUCGGUAUUCCUUAACAAUUUGUCGCAACGGGUCGUAGUUAUAAGCGGCUCGAUUUAAAUCCCUAAUGUGCUAAAUUGUAAAUAGGCGAAGUGCUGCGGUAAUUAAUUUUGAAACCGAUACCUUUCACUGUAAUAUUCACAUUUCAACGAGCGGUUUGUUCGCUAGACGAAAUAAAAACAACUUCGCUUAUUAGAAUAAGAAAACACUUUAUUUAAUUGGUUUUUAAUUGCCAAAAAAAUCUACGAAACAUUCACAUUUCAUCUUUACCGCUUAAAGACACAAGCGCUUAUCUGUUGUUAAAAACGUUUUGUGACUUCGUCCUUUCGCAUCUUCUUUUUAACACACCGGCGAAGAAUUGCGAAACUAAAUAACUUAACACAUCUUUACAAUCACUUCAUUAAACCUUAAACUGUUCUCUUUGUGUGAAUUGAUCCAUCUUUCUUUAACCGUAGUUUUUGAGUUUCAUGCAUAAAUUGUAUUGAAAAAGUAUCGAAAAGCAGGUCGAUUCAGCAAACCGAAUCACCGCUUCUUCCGACAAAAGCUAGAAGAACUUAAUAACAGUUUUGAAACUUUCCAGACUUAAAACAAAGAAUCACGAAAAUUGUAACUGGGUUCGAAAACAAAACAGUAGGCAAUGGGUGGUAUUUUUAAUAACGUUCUUAAAACAAUGAGGUGGAAUUAGCAAAUCAUGAAACUUUCGAUAUUGUAAUGAAAAAAGAAAUUAAACUCCAUGUUCUUAAGGAGAGCUCAGAGGUGGGGUAAGUUGGAGUCUUUCUUAUUUUGAUGAAGAAAAAAAAAUCAUGUGGAGAUUGUUAACAAUAAAAAAGUCUUUACACUUUGCCGCCGUGUAAUGAAGCCGCAUUUUUUUUGCAUUCAUCUGUUAAAAAGCUUUUGACUUUUGGAGCUCUCGUAGAUUCCUGUAAGGUUGUAGACUUGCAGAUAUGUUUGGAACUUUCCAGUAAGAGUGUCAAGUAAGAAAUGUAUGGGAAAUUGUUUUUAAUACGCAUUCUUCUCACGUGGAACUCCCUCUUUUUCUCUUCGACGGCAGCUAACAGGCUGAAAACGUGCUAUGUUAUUUUAAGAUUUUAAUCGACCCCAAGAAUAAACAAAAUGGAUGAAAUAUAACGUUUAAAAAUACCGCGGCCUUAAUCCUUGGUUUAUUCCAAAGUAACUACUCUAAUUUCGGCAGAAUCGUCCGUGAGCUGUAUUUGGAGAAGCCGAAAGAUGGAUUAUUCAUUAAUUAUAGUUUCACGUACGCCUAUCCUGGCAAGUUUGUGGCCUUCUUACGUAUUUAACGGAAGCCUUUAUUUUAUUAUUCAAUUAGAAUUUGUUAUUUUUGCUCCAAGGUCAGGCUUUUUAUACUGAAAGGUUUAAUUAAGUAAAUUGAGAUCAUCUUUGACCGCCUCGGCCUGCAAGCACGUACUGAGUUGCAUAUCAUUGCAGCCUCUUUGCACUCUUUUGUAGCUACAGGAUUUGGCCGUAAACUUAGAAAAAAAGAUUAACUUACGGUAUUACUCACACAAUAGGUUAUUCCACCACGCAGCAAAAAUUUUUCCAUAUCGCUAUUCAGAGCACGCACCACAGUUAUAAAGGCUCGUGCUGCUGUAAUUUCGGUGGAACCAAAACGGACCACAAAGCUACAUUCUUCUUGAACACACUGAACAAAAUCGGAGUUUAUUUUAGAAUUUAGAAGGUUGUAAACCAUGGCCUCUGUUCAAAGUUUCAGUUCAGGUCACUUGGAGAUAGUUUUUUCCCAUUACGGUAGCGCUUAUUCUCACCUCAUUCUCGGCGAGUGUGAAGCUGACUUAACACAUGUUUGGUUUCUCAAAAACCUCUCUUGCACUCACGUAAGAAUUCAAAGACUAACCACUAAUGAUUGAGCAAAGGUUGAAGAGUAACUCGCUGAAGUAUGAGUCGAGAUCUUCAAAUAGGGUCCUGAAUCAAAUUUCCUGUUAGCAGAAGCCUGUUUCGCAAUCGCAUCCUUAGAGAAAAAGCCUUCAAAUAUUAUUGAAAAAUACUGAAGAUGAUUUCUCCAGAAGUAUCAAUAACAAAAAAAACGGAAGUCAUAUUGGGGAGAAAAUGGCCGCGAGAAUGAAGGCAAUUUCAACGAUCCCGCAGUAGGCAUGAUUCAGUGAUGACGCAAACAGUUACAGUUUUUCGAAGGGUGAAGUUAUCGUCCCUGCAUUGAUUGUGUGAAAAAGUCUUAUUAUCACUUUUAGGGUCUCGAACUGUUGAAUUUCCUGCUGUUCUAAUGUUGCGUGUGUCCUUAGUCUUGGAGGUAUUGACUUGACAUUAUAGAGUCAUGCUGUAUAAAAAAGCUACAACAUGCCUUAACAACCAUGCUUCAUGUAUGCGAGCCAGAAUCAUCGAGUCUUCUUCAGCCGUUACAAUGAAUGCUACUGAGCAGUACUUUCUUGUAGGGCUAUGCAUUAUCUUUACAAGGUGGUUUAACCCUUUAAGCCCCAGUAUCCACAUACAAAUUCUCCAAACUGAUCUCUAUACAUUUCCUUAAGGAAUUAGUUGAGAGAAUUUGAUGAUAGAUCAGGGCAUUUUCUCUCAGGUGAUCAUUUUAUUAAUUCUCAUAACUUAUCUCUUGACAGUGUAUCGUGGAUAUUGUUAGGAGAAAAUUGAUCUUGGUCACUAUUGGGACUUAAAGGGUUAAAGGUUUACUUUAGCUAUGCUGAAAAAAUUCUGUGUCCUUUAUAAAUAUUUAAAAAAGUGUUACAUGUGGCCCUUGUUGUGAAAACGGAAUGGAGUAAUUGUAGAUUAACGAAUUUCGUUUAUUCACCAACUGAUCAAGCGUUCUCUUAUCCUAGUUGCCGUUCAUCAAAGGCUCAAAUCCUUUCCAGUGAAAAGCUCAACAGUUGUAAGUGAAUACAUCAGGAAAAUAUGUCGAUCAGGGCCUUGUGUGGACACGUUAACUCUUUACUUAACGGGGCCAUCAACUGGCGACGGCUCUCUCUUGUUCUGGGACAAUGGAGACGGAAUCACGCACGAUUCUGAGCUCUACUCACCCAGGAAGCUUUUGGAUGAUAUCAAGAACUGCUCAGCAAAACGCGUCUUUCUCGUGGCCGAUUACAGCUAUUCUGGAGCUUUGAUCGACAGGCUGAAGAAGAAACGUCAUCCAAAACAAUUUUCUAAUCUCAUGGCUAUUUUGUCCUCAUCGUCGAAGGAACCUGCCUGGCGAAGUGAUUUCACCAACGCGUUUAUCAAGCACAACAAACAAGGAAAUACCACUACAUGCGUUGCAGAUGUUUUCCAGGUAGGAUCUUUCUCUGUUCAAAGGAAACCCUUACAGUAACUUCUGAUUACAUUACUGAGAAUCAACAGACAAUUAUUAGUUCAUUACAACAAGCCCUUCUCUGUUGUCAGGCUUUGCUUCCCAGCCAGUGGCUGUACAGAAAAGUUGUACCGUUCGAUUUGACCAUUCUAAAUAAUAAUUAAAAUGGCAUUUUUGGGUUGUUUCUGCUUCAUUUACGCUCUUUUCUUUUUAUAAGAAUGUUGUUUUUCCGGCCCAGGCUGAAUAUUCUUAUUUUUUCUGCCGACUCGAGGCUGAAAUAUUCAUAUAUUCUUGUAUUAUUCUGCGGACUUUUCCCCUUUAAGAAUAUACUUGGGGUAUACAUUGCAGUUAAUGGCAAUGGCACGUUUGUUUUCAGUUUCUUUUUGGUGGCUAGUUUUGCCGUUAAUAGAAAGGAAUAGUUUCACGGUUAAUUUAGGCAUAUAAUUGUAUUGUAUCCACAGAUUUUCAACACACAAAAUUAUAUUCCCUUCAGCCUUGGGCUUUAUUCUUAUCAUAUUCUUAAGAUUUUGCAAAUUUCAGUCAGGCUCGAGAUUGUUAUAAAAUAUAUUCUUUUAAAUCAUUAUUUUCCUUUUAACAUGGUAUUCAAUUCUGCUCUCAUCGGCUUACUCCUUCCGUGAUCUGUGAUGAUAAUUCAACUGUACUUUUCGUGCAGUACGUUUCAGCGGAACUGCCCUUUUAAUUUUCAAGUAUUUGGUAGAUUUUUGGCAAAUUUUACUUCAAACGGACCCCUCUAAUAUUUACCACUAAUGAACUCAUUUCCGUAAAACAUGCGGAGCUUUGCCUUUCAACAAGCUCGCGUCGCGCGAAUUACAUAAGACGGCACGUGCCGUUUUUUCAGUGGUUAACCAGGUCAAUCAGGUCUUCCGCCGGUUUAAGGAGGAAAUUACGCUGGGCAUCAGUUCCAUUUUUCCUUUCAGAAAAACAUGUUUCAAAGUAUAUUAGACGAUAAAAAAAUUUCUUAACUCGAUCGUUUUGCAAAAUGAGAAAAGCAAACUAUAUUACAGGAAGAAAUCGAUCACAAAGUGGUGUGGUCAAAAACCUGAAGGAAAAAAAGUCUUUUAUGAUGCUUUCUUUUAUCUUCACUUUAUUACUGACAUCGUCUCUGUUAUUGCGUUCAGUUAAAACUUCACUUUGAGAUUGUUUAGAAAAUUGAGGACCUUGCUUAAUUCGAGUUCAAUUUUUUACGUUGUAUAUAGAUCAUUUUCAUGUUCGUAACUUUUUUACAACUCCUAUUGCGCAUUGAUCACUUGACCUUUAGAAAUCAAUAUUCAACGGUGAAAGGUAUACGUUUUUCCUCACAUCUUUUCAAUGAGAGUCGAACUGUCCGUGCAACAAAAGUCGAGAGAAUGUUGAAAACGGCUGCAAUUUUGACGUUAAAACAAACGUUCAAUUGGAGAUAAGUACGCAGAAAAUGUAUGGAGAACAGCAGAAAAUAUUUAUCGAUACUGAUUAGAGAGUAUUGGGUUAAAAUAUUCAAGAGAAGGUCAUAGAAAAAUUCAAGUGACUUUCAAGUACUUCUACGUGUAGGAAACCUCACUCUUUUAACGUGUGAAGAAGCUUCUUUUAAUUACAGGAUACUCUCAGUGUUUUUCCUGUUUAACAUUUCCUUGUUGUUCUUUAUUCAGAGGGGAAUUCAACCCGAUUUUUAUGCAAGGGGCGCGAAGUCAACCCCGCAGAUUGUCCGAAGCAACUCCUCUUCUACCAACACAACUCUUAGUGGACACCCAUGUAACGAACCAUGGAGAAACGCCACUGCCAGGUGGCCGUGUAAGUUACUUACGUUACGCGAAUGGCUUAAGCAGGAUGGCUGAACGCGAUCGCUUGGAUCAUAAAUUAAGUGUAAAUAUGUUAACUAUAAAAGACAAAAUAGAGUGGGCAAAACUGGAUUUAGUUUUAUAUAUUUAUUGUUUAAUGUUCAACAAAAGGUUUGUGAAGAAUGAUCAGGUUCGAGGUAAUUUUUGACAUUUUAGAAUGAGACAAAAAUAGAGCAUCAUAUCAUUUUGUACUACAGCUAAUCUUUGGAUUGGUCAUCAAAGAAAUCACUCAGGCCAACCAUAAGAAGCGAGAAAACUGCAAUAAGCCAAUCGCAAAUACGUGCAGCGAGGGAAAAAUACUGAUGGCGAGUCACGUGGCUUUGGGCUUUUUCCUGAUGGGUCGAGAAAGUGGCAACAGUUUUGUCGUUGUUGUUGUUUCCAGGGUCUCUCUUCUUCUAGAACAUAAGGUGAAAGACCCUGGGAACAAGGUUUUCUUUCCUUAGUUUUCAUCAAUUUUGCC